Cuscuta europaea is the source of this 2043-nucleotide messenger RNA. Lineage: Eukaryota; Viridiplantae; Streptophyta; Magnoliopsida; Solanales; Convolvulaceae. The record is from the annotation of a GenBank genome assembly.
AUUUCCAUUAUGGGGAGGAAGGAAGCCGUUAAGUAUCAGUGAGGGAAUAGAGCUGGCAAAUGACGUAUCAGGUGGUGUGCUGAAGCUUCUCCCCAUACCAACCCCCCUCAAGUGUCAAGUCCAUCCUCACCGUUACAUUACUAUUUCAAAUCAGUUUUAAAUUCACUUUGAUUCAUUUGUAAAUCUGUAAUCUUUGCCAUUUGGGCUAUGCCAUCUCUCUCUCAUAGGCACAGUUUCGAAAAAGUUUCCGCCUUUCUGUAAUUUAGUGAACUACCCACCCACCCGUUCUUUCUUUUACCGGAGAUGGCUGGUUCCGGCGUCGGCGGUGAUUUUAGAUUCUUGAUAGUGAAGCCUGAAAAUGGAGGAUUUUUGGACGUUCUAAGGUUUGGGGUAUUGGGUCACCAACAGAGCGGUGCUAAAUUUCUUGAAACAACGUCCAAUUACCGGGGAAUCACUGAUCAACUCUGGGAGGUUGGCGACGGUGAGGAUGAGGACCCAAUACAUAGAUGGGUGAUUGUCGUGUCCGUUGUGGCGAGGAAGUUGCUAGCUUUCUUCAAGAAACCAUUGGAGUGGGCUGGCUAUCUUCUGGAGUUUCUACUGAACCUCUUCUCUCUUAAUGGCGGCAACUUCUUUAUUUUCCUCCACAGAUUCAUAAAUGGGCAACUAGUCAUGCCAGAGAGAGGAUCUGAAACAUAUACUAGUGCUAUUGGGUAUUUGGAUGGGCGUAUAGACCUAUACAAGAGCGAAGUGGUUUUUAAUGAACUUGGAGAAUUUGAUUCGUCAAAGGUAAGUGUGCCCUUGGAAGCCGGAAACCGGGCUCUGAUGGACCUCUGUAUGAUGGCUUCAAAGUUGUCCUAUGAAAACGUAAAUGUUGUCAGGAAAGUUGUAAAUCUUCACUGGAAGCAGAUGCAUUUUGUUGAGUUCUACAAUUGUUGGAAUGACUAUCAACAAGAAAAAUCCACCCAAGUUUUUAUAAUGUGUGACAAGCCAAAAGAUGCAAACUUGAUAUUGGUUGGCUUUAGGGGAACAGAACCCUUUGAUGCAGAUGACUGGAGCACUGACUUUGACUACUCUUGGUAUGAAAUUCCAGAAAUGGGAAAAGUACACAUGGGAUUCUUGGAAGCCUUAGGGUUAGGGAACAGAGAGAAUGUUUAUACAUUCCAAGAACGACUUUUUAAGCAAAACACAGAAAGUUCAGAGUCAUCUAUCAACUCUGAAUGGCCUUCAGACGAUUCAUCUGCAUACUACACCAUUAGAAGGAAAGUCAAAAGUCUACUAAAAGAGAAUGAUAAAGCAAAUUUUGUCGUGACGGGGCAUAGCUUAGGCGGGGCUCUUGCAAUUUUGUUCCCAACGGUUUUAGCGAUGCACAAGGAAGAGGCAGUGAUGCAACGGCUGUUGGGAGUUUACACAUACGGACAACCUAGAGUUGGGAACAGGAAGUUAGGGUGGUAUAUGGAGGAGCACUUAAAUCAUCCCACUCCGAAGUAUUUCCGGGCUGUUUACUGCAAUGACCUUGUCCCAAGGUUACCUUAUGAUGAUAAGACGUUCUUGUACAAGCAUUUUGGGGUGUGCCUUUACUACAACAGUAUGUAUAUUGAACAAAGAGUAGAUGAAGAACCAAACCCAAACUACUUGGGGAUGCGCUUCAUGAUACCGAUGUAUCUAAAUGCUGUUUGGGAGUUGAUCAGAGGUUUGGGGAUGGGCUACGCAUAUGGGGAAGAGUACAAGGAGAGUUGGGAGUCGAUCCUCUGGAGGAUGGUUGGACUUUUUAUUCCAGGAAUUGCUGAUCACAGUCCUGUUGAUUAUGUUACUUCCAUAAGGCUUGCAAGGAAACCAGAUGUGUCAUCCUCAUCAUAACCAAACAGCCUUACACCUUACAGGAAAUUUCAGGUUUUGAAGAAAUGUAGUGGACCGAAAUGGUGGCAAUAAAUGUUGGUUGCUUGUUCCUUUUUUAAUACUUUGGUGUAUUUUACAUUGCAUAUAUGGUACUCCGUAUUAAUAAAUAACGAAUAGCUUGGUUGUACUUUUUAGCUUUGUUUAAAA